Messenger RNA from Salvia hispanica, 1519 nucleotides. RefSeq names its product putative anion transporter 3, chloroplastic. Gene Ontology annotation, cellular component: plastid. Gene Ontology annotation, biological process: transmembrane transport. Gene Ontology annotation, molecular function: phosphate transmembrane transporter activity. The record is from RefSeq and is a predicted model, not a curated record. Lineage: Eukaryota; Viridiplantae; Streptophyta; Magnoliopsida; Lamiales; Lamiaceae.
ACCUCCAUUUUCCUGGCUCUCUCUCUCUCCUAGCCAUAGGCUUCACGUUGAUGGCAAGCGUUACGACCUACGCCAUCGCAAUUACAGCUAAAUUCAAUGAAUUGCAAAAACAGCUAAUGCUAUUAGUCAACUUCCCAUUUGGGAGAAAUCAACUCCGCACCAAAUCUCAAAAAAAACACCAUUUUCCCAAUUUGUCGAAUCACAGAGCAAUGGUAGGAAGAAGGGAAUAGAGCGCGAUCGUCAUGGCGGCCGAGAGGUUCAAGGUGGUGGCGCUGGUGGCGGCUGUCAUGUGCUUGUGCAGCGCAGAUAGAGUCGUCAUGUCGGUCGUCGUUGUCCCCCUUGCCGCCAAAAAUGGCUGGACCACUUCCUUCUUGGGCAUUGUCCAGUCAUCCUUUCUGUGGGGAUAUAUGUGUUCCUCAGUUAUAGGAGGAGCUUUGGUGGAUAAACAUGGAGGACGAAAAGUUCUAGCAAUCGGUGCAGCUUUGUGGUCUCUCGCUACUCUCCUCACUCCAUGGGCGGCAAUUCACUCCACGACUGGUCUCUUGGCUGUUCGUGUCUUCUUUGGACUCGCAGAAGGUGUAGCUCUACCCUCAAUGAAUAAUAUUCUCUCGAGAUGGUUCCCGACUAAUGAAAGAGCCACUGCAGUUGGAAUAUCAAUGGGAGGUUUCCAGCUAGGGAACGUCCUUGGAUUGGUCGUAACACCUCUGGCCAUAUCGUCUGUAGGGAUCUCCGGUCCUUUCAUUCUCUUCACAUUUCUCGGAUUUCUCUGGUUGGUUACGUGGGCAUAUAGGGUCCCGAACGAUCCACAAGAGAGCACUUGUAUCAGUAAAUCGGAGUUGAAGCUGAUCCAAGCCGGGAAAUCGGAUCCUUGCCAGAGCAAGGGCAAGCUUCCACCUCUAACCCUUCUUUUCUCAAAAAUGCCAACCUGGGCAAUAAUUUUUGCUAAUAUCACCAAUAAUUGGGGCUACUUCGUUCUUUUGUCGUGGAUGCCAGUUUAUUUCAAUACUGUUUUUGGUGUAAAAUUGAAGGAGGCGGCUUGGUUUAGCGCAGUUCCAUGGGGAACAAUGGCCAUCUCGGGCUACAUUGCUGGCGCGAUGUCUGAUUAUUUAAUCAAAUCCGGUUACUCAAUAACAUCCAUCAGGAAAAUCACUCAGUCGAUCGGUUUCGUUGGACCCGGGACAGCAUUGCUUGGCUUGAACUACGCCACGAGCCCUGCAGUCGCGGCCGUAUUCAUGACAAUGGGUCUCAGCCUGAGCUCCUUCAGUCAAGCUGGGUUCUUACUGAAUAUGCAUGAUAUAGCACCACAAUAUGCUGGAUUUCUACAAGGGAUUUCAAAUUCAGCAGGAACAGUAGCAGCAAUAGUGAGUACAAUAGCAACAGGAAUGUUUGUGCAGUGGCUGGGAUCUUUUCAAGCAUUCUUAACUCUAACUGCUUGUCUCUAUUUUGCUGCAACUAUCUUUUGGAAUCUCUAUGCUACUGGAGAAAGAGUCUUUUAGCAUUCUUGUUUCUACAAACCUUA